CUCCGCCCCCCCGCACUCAUAAGCUCGGGUCGGCCGGGCCGCGGGUCCCCGGCAGGGGGCGGCCUCGCACCGUAGCUCGGGUCCCUCCGCAGCCGCCGCCCGGGCCGCGGCUCCUCCCCCGGCCCCGCCUCCCUGGCCUCGCGCCGCCCGCCCGUCCGCCGGGCUCUGCAGGACCGUCGGUCUGUCCGCUCGCUCGUCCGUCCGCUGCCCGGAUCCGGCGAGUCGGAGUGAGCGAGUCGAUUCGUCGGUUCCGGCCGCCACAAACCCGUCUCCCGCCCCCGGGCCGCCCGCCUCUGCUACGCGAGGCCGCGGAUUGGCAGGGCGCGUAGGCCGCGCCGCGGCGGAUGGAGCCGGAAUAAAGAGGCAGCCGAGAAAGCAGCUGGUCUCUCUGCUCGCCCCGCGCCUGUCCCCACGGGCGGCCUGGAGCAGAACCGGUUACUGGGGAAGGCAGAGCCUUCUUGGCAUUGCUGGGACCCUGUCUCGAAGAGCCCCCUGUCCUGUAAACACUGCCUUGUAGGCUAUCUUCUUGGCUAAUGACAAGGGCUAUCUGACCAGUCCUCCUCUGUGCCUUGUGUGAGGUUCUUGUCCGUCCCUGAGACCGGUAGCUUCUCUCUCAGGGUUGGGUUCACCUUAAGCGGGAAACUGAAGCCAUUACUGUCCAAACCCAGUUUCAUCUUCCCAAGCAUGUCGGAAAGCUGGCAGCAGCCACCACAGACGCAGCCACAGCAGCCACAGCCUCCACAGCCUCAGCACCAUGCAGAGCCACCACCAGCCCUGGCUGAGCACACGCUGCCCCCAGGUACAGCUGAGAAUCCACUAGGCUGUGCUGUGUAUGGCAUACUUCUGCAGCCUGACCCAGGCCUGCAGCCCCCACAGCAUGCACCCCUGCAAGCAGGGGAGCCAGGCCCCAAAUGUGGUGUGUGUGGCCAUGACCUGGCACACCUCUCGAGUCCACAUGAGCACCAGUGUCUGGCAGGCCAUGACCGCUCUUUUCAGUGCACACAGUGUCUCAAGAUAUUCCAUCAGGCCACCGACCUGCUGGAACACCAGUGUGUGCAGGCAGAGCAGAAGCCUUUUGUCUGUGGUGUCUGCAAAAUGGGCUUCUCACUGCUCACCUCGCUGGCCCAACACCACACCUCCCACACUGGCAUGGUGAAGUGCUCCAUCUGUGAUAAGACCUACAAGCCAACUGAGGCUGCUGAACCAGCCACCACUACUGCCCCAUCGGUGCCCCCAGCACCUCCACCCACUAGUGUUGCCCCUGCGGAACAACCUGAAAAGCCCUAUAGCUGCACCAUCUGCCAGAAACCCUUCAAGCACCUGUCCGAGCUUUCACGGCACGAGCGGAUCCACACUGGAGAGAAGCCGUACAAGUGCACACUGUGUGACAAGAGCUUCAGCCAGUCCUCCCACCUGGUGCACCACAAGCGCACACACAGCUCUGAGCGGCCCUACAAGUGCGCUGUCUGUGAGAAGACCUUCAAGCACCGCUCCCACCUGGUGCGCCACAUGUAUGCACAUUCAGGGGAGCACCACCUGUUCCGCUGCAACGUGUGUGAGCUGCAUUUCAAAGAGUCGUCGGAGUUGUUGCAGCACCCUUGUACCCCGAGCGGUGAGCGGCCUUUUCGCUGCAACGAGUGCCAGAAGGCCUUCAAGAGGCCAUCAGACCUGCGGCAGCAUGAGCGCACUCACAGUGCAGAGCGGCCCUUCAAGUGUGACCUGUGCCCCAUGGGCUUCAAGCAGCAGUAUGCACUGAUGCGGCACCGGCGCACACACAAGACGGAAGAACCUUUCAAGUGCGGCCUGUGUGAGAAGGGCUUCGGGCAGCCCAGCCACCUGCUCUACCACCAGCAUGUGCACACCCUGGAGACUCUCUUCAAGUGCCCGGUGUGCCAGAAGGGCUUCGACCAAUCUGCUGAGCUGCUGCGGCACAAGUGCCUGCCAAGCUCCACAGAGCGGCCCUUCAAAUGCCCAGUGUGUAACAAGGCCUACAAGCGGGCGUCUGCCCUGCAGAAGCACCAGCUGUCGCAUUGCGCCGCUGCGGAAAAGCCUCUGCGCUGCACCCUUUGUGAGCGCCGAUUUUUCUCCUCCUCGGAAUUCGUGCAGCAUCGCUGUGACCCGGCCCGGGAAAAACCACUCAAGUGCCCGGACUGUGAGAAGCGCUUCAAGUACGCAUCAGACCUGCAGCGUCACCGGCGGGUGCACACUGGUGAGAAGCCCUACAAGUGCCCCAAUUGUGAUAAAGCCUUCAAGCAGCGCGAGCAUCUCAACAAGCACCAGGGCGUGCAUGCCCGUGAGCAGCAGUUCAAGUGUGUGUGGUGUGGCGAACGCUUCCUGGAUGUGGCACUGCUCCAGGAGCACAGUGCCCAGCACAGCGCUGCAGCUGCAGCUGCAGAGGGGGCUUACCAGGUGGCAGCCUGCCUGCCCUAAGGCCUUGGGGCCACCACCUAUCCUGUCUAGUCUCACCUGCUUGCAGCUGCACUCAGGAGUGAGGACCAAAGGGUUCUGGGCAGGUGGAAGGUGUGCAUGUUCAGUACUCCUAGCACCGGCCCGGCCAUCAGAGGAGCCAAACUGCUGUGGCCAGACCAGAUUCCAUUAACCUCUUCCCUAUGACAGGACUUGCUUUCUGAGAGCCUGCUGCCCCCCUUAUCUAUAGAGAACUUGAAUCCCACCUGUAGUGAGGUGCCUCUCUGCCCCAGAUAUGAGGGAUGCCAACCUAGCCUUCCCAAAUUGUUCAGUCUAGUUAGAAGCCAAGUGGCUUGGGAAGAAGGAAGUAGGGUUUCUUCUCAAAUUGCUUUUUUUUUGGGGGGGGGGAGAGUCCAGCUUUGUUGCAGUUCUGGAGACUUGAGUGUAGACCAUGAGCUACAGUCCUCUGUCUGCCCAGGUAGGAUGAAUAUGCCCCAACCCCAAGUUUCUGAUAGUUGAGCUAUGUAGGAUAGGAGUCUUUGGGCAGGGUGUGUUUGGAACCUAGGGGCCCAAUCAGGGUGGGGGAAGCAGAAACAUUCCACGACACACUCAGGUCAGCCAAUGCUGUCCACAGGGAAAGGGACAAAUAGCCUGUGUGCUGAGGGUGAUCCUGAAUCUGUGGAAGCCCCCUCCUGCCUGUGAGUGGUUCUGAGCUUCAAGGGAGUGAAUGUGCCCUUAGCAGAGCUGCUGUUGUAGAAGGGGAGGGCUGUUAGUCCUCCUUACCCCUUGCCUCAGACCUGGGGUGGGCAGGAAGGAGGACCAACCAAGCCCAUGAUUUCCCUAGCAGUUAUUAACAGGCCCCCUCUUCCCAAGUUGUGUGAACCAAAGUGUCUGGGCUUCAGCUUGUCCCAGCCCUGCCUGAGGGCCAGAUGCAAUUCUGGGUACCCAGGGUGAGGAAUGGCUUUUUACCCUAUAGAGCACUUCCAGCCCAUGGAUACCAUGAGCCAUCAAUCUGGCAGUGGGCUUGGGCCCUAAGGAUCUUCUGUUGCCAAAACAACCCACUCUCCUUUAAGUCCUAGGAGUCCCCUUAGGUCGUUGGCUAUUAUAGCAAACAUGGGGACACAAGGAAAAAGCAACAUAGUAGGCAGCAUUCUUAGCAGGUACAUGGUCAGUCACCACCACUGGACGGCCAGAGCCACCUCAAGAGCCUGGAGGACCUUUGUUAUCAGUCAUUCUGAACCCAGCC
Cricetulus griseus (Chinese hamster) is the source of this 3652-nucleotide messenger RNA. The record is from RefSeq and is a predicted model, not a curated record. Lineage: Eukaryota; Metazoa; Chordata; Mammalia; Rodentia; Cricetidae.